This is a messenger RNA of Cantharellus anzutake, 2099 nucleotides long. Its product is annotated as DnaJ domain-containing protein. The record is from RefSeq and is a predicted model, not a curated record. Gene Ontology annotation, molecular function: nucleic acid binding; zinc ion binding. The coding region runs from base 28 to 1728 and encodes 566 amino acids. The transcript is spliced from 9 exons. Gene Ontology annotation, cellular component: cytoplasm. NCBI's taxonomy places the organism in Eukaryota, Fungi, Basidiomycota, Agaricomycetes, Cantharellales, Hydnaceae.
GUGCUAGACUUCCGACUUAAUAGAUUGAUGGGAGCACAAGAAUCUCGAUCCCAACAAGCCUCAAGGGACGGUACGGAGGAUGUUGUCGAUUACUACGCACUUCUGGGACUCAGCGAGGAUUGCACCCAGGAUGAAAUCAAAAAAGCCUUCCGCAAACUGGCCCUUAAGCAUCACCCAGACAAAAAUGCCGAUGAUAUAGAAGGUGCGACAAGAAGAUUUGCGCAGAUUCAGCAAGCUUAUGAGGUGCUCAGCGAUGAACAGGAAAGGGCAUGGUAUGACACUCAUCGGGGGAACCUCGUUCCCGAACCAGACGCUGCAACUGUGUAUGAAGACAUCAGGAGGGGGUUCGACCCUUCAUCACAGGCACGUCGGAAGCACGCGGACCCUGGCCUGACGGCGGGCCACAUUCUUCACUUUUUUAAUGCCAAUACAUGGUCUACUAUGGACGAGGGAUCACAGGGUUUCUUCACCAUAUAUGGAAAUUUAUUCCGGCGAGUAGCCUUUGAAGAAUCUCAGCACUCUUCCGAUGGGGAAUACCCAGAGUUCGGGAAGCCAGCUUGGACUUGGGCGUCUGCAACUGAGGGCAUGGCAGCUCGGGACUUCUACAACGCAUGGUCAUCUUUCUCAACGGCCAAGGAUUUCUCGUGGAAAGACAAGUGGAAUUUGGCAGAUGCACCGGACAGGAGGACAAGAAGGUUGAUGGAACAAGAGAACAAGAAAGCCAGGGAUGAUACUCGUCGGGAAUACAAUGAUGCUGUGCGGUCCCUCGUCCACUUCAUCCGGAAGCGGGACCCUCGUUACAAGGCGCAUAUGGCCAAGCAAGCUCAAGGGUCGAAGUCUCCGCAAUAUUCGGAAUCUGUUUCCGCAGCCCAGAAGCGUCGUAAUCAAGCCGCCAGUGCCUAUGUCAAGCAGGAGUGGCAAAAGGUCAACUCAAAUCCUCAAAUUCAUUCUGCCUUGGACGAAUACGGUGGUGAGGGCGAGUUUGAGGGAGGCAGUGAAGAAGAAUCUUGGGAAUGCAUUGCAUGUAGGAAGACGUUUAGGAGUGAGAAAGCAUGGGAGAAUCAUGAACGAAGCAACAAACAUUUGAAGGAAGUCCAGAAAUUGCGGAGGAAGAUGGAACGGGAGAACGCCGAUUUCAAACUGGACGAAAAUGAUGCGGUUAACGACACUGUUUCACAAAAUGAAGCUAAUGGCGACGCCAGCGCAGUAUCCGACAAAGACGUACCAUCCGAAGAUUCAGCAGAUGAAGAUCUUUUGCAGGCGACGGUGCAAAUAUCUCUCCAGCCAACCACCAAUGAGGCAACAGCCCUCUCACCCGCACCAGAUCCCAUUCUUACGGCCCAAUCGGACGAAGACCCUCUGCUUUCGGCUCCUGCUCACGAACAGCCGUCACGCGCGAGAAAUACACCAGAGACGACCGCACAGGCUCCCAAAGAGGAGUUGUCCAAGAGAGACAAACGUCGUGCUAGAGAAGCAGCGAAGAAACUGCGCGAGGCUGAGGACGCCAAAAAACCUGACAUUGAGCAUUGUAAUGUAUGCGGGGAAGACUUCCCAAGUCGCACAAAACUUUUCUCUCAUAUCAACCAAACGGGGCAUGCAUUGGCGAAAGCGUACGCUCAGAAGCCUAUCCCCGGGAAGAACAACUUAAGGCAGAAGGGUAAGAAAGGCGAUCAAUUGGAGGAUGAUGACCAUGAUGAUCGAAAAAAGAGGGGAGGAAAAGUCAAAUGAAGAAAUGAUAUCUGGAUGUCUACUUUAAUAACUCCCAUUGUCCUAUCGUACUCCUUCGUGUGUAUCAUAGAUCUAGUAUACGUGUUACAUGGUCCUGCCAAAAAUUUUCUUGAGGAAAGCCAAGAAUACAUCCCGCUUGAGUCCCCCACGCUCCUCCUGUAUCUCGUUCACCAGGCCAACUAUCUUUUGGUACGCUUGUUGUUCAUACGCUCUGUAUUUCCCCUCAACAUCAACGGCCCUGAAGACUUCCUUGACGCGCUUCUCGCAUUCCGAAUCUUUCCUCCCAUAAUUGUCAUCGAGAAUCUUCCGCUGCUCUGGAGCUACGCUCUGCAGAGCGAUGUUGAUGACCCAAGAGUUCUUGUUGUCAAGGA